Messenger RNA from Uranotaenia lowii, 2218 nucleotides. It is a transcript of the gene IFT54, whose product is annotated as TRAF3-interacting protein 1. Gene Ontology annotation, biological process: regulation of microtubule cytoskeleton organization; cilium assembly; intraciliary transport. Lineage: Eukaryota; Metazoa; Arthropoda; Insecta; Diptera; Culicidae. Gene Ontology annotation, molecular function: microtubule binding. The coding region runs from base 147 to 2117 and encodes 656 amino acids. The transcript is spliced from 5 exons. Gene Ontology annotation, cellular component: ciliary basal body; intraciliary transport particle B; axoneme. The record is from RefSeq and is a predicted model, not a curated record.
UGUGCCAAACAGUUUCAGUUCGUCACCAGUUGUCAUCGGUCUAAGUUUUACAAUCAAAAGAUUAACAGUUUCCUCGAUUGACCUCUGAGCACAGAAAUUUUAUAACAUGCUGAUUCAUAGCUGCGGUCCGGUUGUUAAACUUUGAAAUGUCUGAGUUAGAUCCUGCAAUCGUGAAAAAGACCCAAACCUCGCUGGGCAAGUACGUAAAGAAACCAGCCCUCACGGAUAAGCUUCUGAAGAAGCCACCUUUCCGGUUCCUGCACGACAUCAUCAACGUGGUCAUAAAGGAAACGGAAUUCUUCAAAGGAUUGUACACGCCUGAUGAGCUGGUGUCCGACAACAUAAAAGAUCGCGAUGCAAAAAUAGCUUUCCUGCAGAAGUUGGUCGAUGUGACUAAGUCCGUCACCGGAAGGGAGUUGAAGGUGCGACCAUCGAAAGUGGUGGCCGGACUUGAACCGGAAAAAACGAAUGAGCUGCUACAGGCCAUCGGUUAUGCUCUCGAUAACAAGCUAGACAGUGCGGGCGCAAUACAGUCUUACCUGAAGACGGAUGAUGCUGCUGACAUUGUGAAAGAAGAAGCUGUGAGAAACAGCGAACCCAAGGCAAAAGACGAGAAGAAGGAGAAGGUUAAGGAGAAAACUAAAGAAAAAGAAAAACCGAAAGACAAGGAAAAAGAAAAAAGUAAAGACAAGCCGAAGGAUAAAAUCAGAGAUGCUACAAAGAAAAAUGAAGCCAGUGGUGAGGCAAAAAAGGAAGAGGCUAAGAAGGAAGAUGCUAAAACAAAAAAGGACAAGAAUGAGAAAACUAGUAAAACUAAGGACAAGGAAAAAAACUCCGGUGUAACUAAAGUCGAGAAAACCAAAACAAGCAAAGUGGAAACGAAAAUUUCAUCGGAUAGGAAAAAGUUGGAAAAAUCAAGAUCUAAAGAUAAAGAGAAGGUGUUGAAACGAUCUGAAUCCAUUAAAGAAGAACCACAGGAGGUAGUCGAAAAACCACAACUGCAAACAAUAGCUCAAUCAACUGUUGAAGAGGCUUCGAGAGAACCGUCGGUGGCUCCAGAGAUAAAUGGCAAAAAACCAACAACACCUAAUCAGGAUGAAAUGGUAGCAGUCAUAGACGAAGAAGCUGAGCUAAGACGGAUGGAGCGAAACUCCAGUCGGCGAUCUUCGUUGAAAAAGCAAAACAGCCUAACGGCAUCGGAAAACAAUGCUUUAGCAGAUUUAAAUCAGUUCAACGGAUUGGAAAUACAAGGUCCUAGCCGCCAAAAUAGUGGCAUAAUGGCUGAGCCAAUAGCUCGCCACGAUUCAGAUCCCGUUGAAACGAUAGGCAAUGAUAGACUUUCGGCCAAACCACCCAUAAACCGACAACAGUCGGUUGAUAGUGUGAUGCGGCCUAGGACAAGUUUAAGGCCACCAAGUGUGAGACCUCCUUCGGCCAGACCAGGGGCACCUCGACGCAAAGAAAAGAACGUUGAGAUAAUUCUACAACCAAACGAAACUGCCAAGCUGGGCGAAAUCAACGUUAAAAUGGAAGUUUUCAACAACGACCUGCUCGACGAUGAUGGCGAAAACUUGAUCGUGAUCGAAGAUCCUACUCAAACGGGGGACGCUUACAGUGCCGGUACCGCCGAUAAAAUGGACGAAGUCAAAGAAGAGCAGGAGCAAGGGCAUUUGGUUCAACAGAUUCUGGAAACUCAGAAGGAAUUUUCCAACAUUGCGGGCCCGGAAACAGGCUCGAUGGAUUCGAUCAAAAAAGUUGAUAACGAGUGGAGCAACAGUCAGCGACAAUCAUCCGAGCGGCAAAUGGAAACGCUGAGGGAAUCGAUACAGAAGCUCACUCGAUCGGUAAAUCCUUUGGGAAAAUUGAUGGAUUUUCUCCAGGAAGACAUCGACUCGAUGGAACGCGAGCUCAGCAAUUGGCAGCAAAUUUAUUCGCGGUCAAUAGUUGAGCUGAACAAGGAACGCAGCGCCAACGAGAACGCCAUCGAACCACUGAAGCACCAGCUGGCGCAGAUCGAAACAAACAUCAAGGAGUACCGGGACCAGAUCGAUGACACCCGCGCUAACAUAUUACAAAAUGAGCAGAAAAUAGAGCGGCUCUAUAUGACGGAAAUAUGAGUCUUCGUAGUUGUUGAUUUUCUAUUCUACGAGUUGUUUGUAGUUUUUGAGAAAUAAUUUAGGGAUGAAACUUUAGCUAAGUAUAUCUUGAGAAGUUUCCA